AUGUCUCCCCAUUUUGAACACAGACCAGAUCUUUUUGGUUGUGCACUGGCUCAUGUUGGUGUUAUGGACAUGUUACGGUUCCACAAAUUCACUAUAGGUCAUGCUUGGACCACAAAAUUUGGCUGUUCUGACAAGGAGGAAGAAUUUCAUUGGAUAAUCAAGUACUCGCCGUUGCAUAAUGUCCGGAGACCAUGGGAGCAACAUCCAAAUAAGUCAAUUCAGUAUCCAUCAACAAUGCUAUUGACAGCUGAUCAUGAUGAUCGUGUUGUGCCAUUGCAUUCAUUGAAGCUAUUGGCGACUUUGCAGCAUGUCCUUGUCACUAGCCUUGAUAAAAGCCCUCAGACAAACCCUAUAAUUGCUCGAAUUGAAUGCAACGCCGGACAUGGAGCUGGGCAUCCCACACAGAAAAUUAUUGAUGAAGCUGCUGACCGGUACGGAUUUAUGGCAAAGAUGUUAGAGGCUCAUUGGAUUGAGUAG
Lathyrus sativus (Indian pea) is the source of this 477-nucleotide messenger RNA. The record is from the annotation of a GenBank genome assembly. NCBI's taxonomy places the organism in Eukaryota, Viridiplantae, Streptophyta, Magnoliopsida, Fabales, Fabaceae.